AUGCAGGAAGGUGUUUAUUACAGCACAAUUGAAGAGGACAGGAUGCUGACAGCAGAAGAACUGGACAAAGAGCGGAAAAGAAACAGAGUUUACGAAUAUCUCUGCAGAUUGCAGGAGGCCCGAGAGUGGAUGGAAAAGAUCAUACAGGAAAAGAUACCUGAUGAGUUUGAGAACGCUCUGAAGGACGGCGUGUACUUAGCAAGGCUGGUGCAGCUGUUCAGCCCUGAGCUAGUGAGCAAGGUGUUUGUAGACCCUGUGCUCCAGUAUAGACACACCGACAAUAUAAACAAGUUUUUCGAGUUUGCGAAGUCAAUAGGGCUCCCUGUUGUGUUUCUAUUCGACUUGGUGGAUCUGUACGAAGGCAAGAACAUUCCGAAGGUUAUCUACUGCAUACACGCGCUAGGCCACUAUUUAUCAAAAAAAAAUAUAGCCAUAAAACUUGGGAACUUGGUGGGAAGAGCUAUUUUCACAGAGGACCAGAUAUCAAAAAAAGAGAAGGAAAUCGAAGAGUCGGGAGUCAAUCUGCCCAGCUUCAGCAACAUAUCCGGAGCCAUUGAGAGAACCACCGGUGGGAAGAGCAAGAUCGGAGAUAUGAGCAAUAAAGAUGCGAGCGAGUAUGGAGAGACAGCCCAAAGCCCCAUGGAAAUAUCUUUGUCCAUUAAUGAAGACGCUUUAACUGACGGAGAAAUGAAUACGUCUAUGAGCAGCAACAUCCACGACAUCCUAACAGACGAUAUCUCAGAUGCAGCUGCUGAAGCAGUGCAGGUAGUGCAGGCGUACAUGCGCUCUUUGCUGGGACUGAAAGUAAUCAAAGAGCUGCAGGAAGCAGGGCAUAAGGAGGUUUCUAUCUUCUCACUGCGCAGAAUUCUUUUCAUGCUCUCUGGAGUUGAAGAAAAAGAAGAAGCAGUGGUCGAUGAGUUCAAUAAAAUACUUGUCCAGCUGUUCACCGAAAAUGCAGAGCUUGAAAAAAAAGUGUCCGCUGUGGAGAACAGAAUAUCGCUUCUCAUCAGAAACAAAAUGCAGUCCGGCAAAAAUAGCUCUAAUACGAAACAAAGACAGAAAGGAUCGUACAUGAAGUACAAAUCGCUGCAGAAGCUAUUUGCAAAAGUGCAGGACGACCCCAGCAUCCUUUCGCAGGUGAUAGUCAGCAUGCGGCAGAGAGAGGCAGAGUCAUUCUGCACGAACAAAAUACUUGGGCUCUUUGGAGGCGCAAAGACGCCCCGCGAAGAGUACGCGUAUCUCCGAGUGGUUGAAGCGCUGGUCCAUGCACAGACACCAGACAACACUGCAAACAGCUUUAUUUCAGGUAACAGCAAUACUGCCAAAUCAGGCAAUCAAACUGCCAAAUCAGGAAAUAUUACUAGCAACAAUAAUAAUAACAGAACACUCGGCGGGCUGGCCCUGCGCUCUUUCCUUAUUGCCCAGGGAAUGACAGAUAUCCAGCUGCGCAUCAGACAGAUGAUCAGCCAGGAGAACAAGAGCGCGCGCGAGAUAGUAGCAUACAUCAUCGACGAAGCAGGAAACAUGCCACACGCCCUCAGGUUCUACGCGAGAUUCCUUGUCAUGGCUCUCAACGGACAGCACAAAGAAAGAGAAAGCCACAAGGAAACAGUUGCCACAGAGCUAUUCCUUGCCAUGUGGGAGAUACUCUUUAUGCCCAUCAUUGUGUCCCCUGAGACAUUCGGCAUAAAAAGUGAUUUAUCCUGCAACAGAGCGCACUUAAUAGAAGUAUGCCACCAGGUAGCACAGAUCGUAAGAACAGAAGAAAUUCGGAAAGACAGCAAUGAAAAUAGCAGCAGCAGCGAAAGCAUCGAUAUACUUCGCAUUCUCCGUGUGGCUAGCUCUGAAUCUAUCUCUGAAUACUACACAAUGAAGUACAUUGCUACAAGACCCAUCAACAACAUGCUCUGUCUCUCUGGCGAAGAAGUAAACUAUCUGCUGGGAACUUUGCUCAGCUCCUCUGCCUCUCCUGAAGCCGUUAGGAAAAUGGCAGAAGAGUGCCAUCCUUUCCCUUUCAAGCUGGUGUUCCUUGUCCCCGGCGGCAUAUCCCCGUAUAUCCAGGAAAAUGCUGGAAUAAUUGAAAAAAGGCUGUGCAAAUGGUCAAUUAUUCGAUUGCUGUCCCAUACGACAGGAAAAAACAUCCACGAUGCUCUGCAGAAUAAAUCGUACGAGUUUGGGAGGGGUGCGUACGCCCUGGACAGCGCUAAGUCCAUUGAGCAGUGCAAGGACAGGAUAAGAAAGUACAGUGCACGGCUCUUUGACCUGGGCAUAGUCAAAAAUACAGCAGACUGCAGUGAAAUUCUCACAAUGGCUGCGCAGGACAUGCUGAACAGAGUAAGAAGCAGCCAAGCAAGAAAAAGAGAAAUAAAGGCAACAGAAAAGGCAAUUAACUCUCUGGAAAAGGCGAGAGAGGUGAUUGAAGCACGGCAGAUCGAAUGCCAGGAGUACCUGGCAGAAAUUGGCUCAAAAAUAAUGGAAAAUGGGAAAGAGUUCAAAUACCCUGCUAAGUCUUUGCUUCUCGAUGGAGUAGUUUUGAGAAUGUACAACUGGCAGCCCUCGCAGCUCGAUAGCAUCGACAUUGCGAUUAAAAGGGGUGCAUACGGAAAGAUAGUAGUCACAGUUUUGCUCAUUGGCAUACAGUCAGCGAGUGAAGUUCUUCCAUUCGAUGAGCUGCUGCUGAGAGAGAGCGAAGGAGAAAGUGAGAUGGUCCUGGAGACAGUUGGAGCAGUGUUUUCUAUUCCCAAGCUUAUUUGCCUCAUAAAUAAGAAGUUCCACAUUUAG
Nematocida minor is the source of this 2781-nucleotide messenger RNA. RefSeq names its product Ras GTPase-activating-like protein IQGAP2/3. Lineage: Eukaryota; Fungi; Microsporidia. Gene Ontology annotation, cellular component: cytoplasm. Gene Ontology annotation, molecular function: GTPase activator activity; calmodulin binding; actin filament binding. Gene Ontology annotation, biological process: regulation of actin cytoskeleton organization. Bases 1 to 2781 code for a protein of 926 amino acids. The transcript has a single exon. The record is from RefSeq and is a predicted model, not a curated record.